AUGCGUAAGUCGCGUCUCUAUGUAGCAUCUACGAUCUCAAGCACUUUCUCUGGACCAGCUCUAGCAUCGACCUCGAGUAACCUAUCCUCAGAUCAAGAUGUAGCUUCAUCGUCUAAGUCCAAUGGCCAAGCAGUCUACAGUAACCCUGUGCAAGAGCCAAUGUCAACCUCACCAAGCCGCAUCUAUGGUCACGUCGCAAGAGUAGAUGCACCCCAGAUCGACACAGCCGCUGCGAACGCGCCGCAAACCGGUCACACAACAGCGAUCCCCAUGUCGCUGGUGUCCCCUACCGCUCAGGGUUUCAAAAGGAGUGCAGAUGGGUUAAUGAAGGGUGACAGGUCAUCUACAAGUCCUACGGAAAGAAAUUCUGCACACAAGCGGAAUAAGAGUAUGGAUACACAUUCAAACACUCGAAUUGGAGAGCUAUCCGCCCAACUCAAGACUCGUCUCUCAUAUGCAAUGGUCAAGGUGCAGAAUGGCUGGGAGAAGCAGUCUCUGGAGGAGCUGGAAGAAGUGCACUCGCAACGUGGAUCACCCAACUCUGCACCUGGUGGUGAUUCUCGAGCCGCAUUUGGCUCACCCUCUACCACAGACUAUCGACGAAGGCCAAGCGCUAUCUCUGACAACUCUGACUACAUGAUGAUAUCUCCAGCUUCUGAGUCGGCGCAGUCACAUGCAGUCAACUCAGCAUACUGGCGAUUGACUAACAAGCCAGCAAUAAAUGCCGCCGCCAAUCUGAUAUCUAUCACAGGUGGCAAUGCACUUGCCCCGGCUUCCGAGUUCGAGUUUGUAAGGAGGCGUAGAUCGAGCACCACACAUCCACCUCCAUCUCUGCUUGGUUCAGCACAAAGAAAGCACCACAGUGAUGUGGGUGCCAGUCAACGAGCCCCGACAACACCUCGAGCAGGAAUCCUUCGAAUGCCGAGUCAGCAAGCAGAGAAGGACGCCGUAGAUACACUGUUGUUCAUGAGCAGCCCGAAGAACUCUCAGCAUUUCCCACACACCAGCCAGGCCGGACACAGCACGCUACGAGAAGGAGCCCCUCAACGACGCGUCAUGUUCGAAGCAUACCCCCCACAAGACAGACGAAUGGCGUAUCAGUCUCCUAUGCCCACCUCAAGCCACUACACAACCGGACCAUACGCACCGCAGCCGGCGCGGUAG
Messenger RNA from Didymella exigua CBS 183.55, 1164 nucleotides. RefSeq lists its product as uncharacterized. The record is from RefSeq and is a predicted model, not a curated record. Bases 1 to 1164 code for a protein of 387 amino acids. Gene Ontology annotation, cellular component: SBF transcription complex; cytoplasm. Lineage: Eukaryota; Fungi; Ascomycota; Dothideomycetes; Pleosporales; Didymellaceae. Gene Ontology annotation, molecular function: transcription coregulator activity. The transcript has 4 exons.